CGCCAUGUCGCCAGUCGUGGACCGUCGGCGUGCGCUGCAUUGGGUGUUCAAGGUUGGAGAUCUGGCCAAGACGCUCGAGUUCCUCUCCUCGGUGCUUGGCAUGCGGGUGCUGCGGCAUGAGGAGUUCGAAGAGGUCAGCCGUAGCCACACACAUGAUGCACGCGACAGGUGGACUCACUCGAGGUAUGGUACUGUGGGUGUGUGUGGACAGGGAUGUGAGGCAACCUGCAAUGGGCCGUAUGCUGGAGCAUGGUCAAAGACCAUGGUGAGAGAGAGAUAUCAUUGCAUGCGUGUGCAGAGGUAUGAGUGGCCGCCAUCUUUUUAUGCUGAUGUGAUGACAGGUUGGGUAUGGCUCAGAGAAGCAGUACUUCUGCUUCGAGAUCACCGCCAACUACGGCGUCACACAGUGGGCAACCAAACACACAGAUGAGAACUCGAGAACUCGCAAUCACCCAUUUGUCUGUGUGUCUGUGUGUUCGUCUGUGUGUGUUCGUCAGCUACGACAAGGGCAACGACAUGCGCUACAUCGGCCUUCGCUGUGUCAAGGAUGCUCCCACUCCCUGGGUGCCCUUCCAGUGGGUAAUGCCCACCCACACAAUAUCAUUGACUCACUCAUCCAUGAGGCAGGCAACCAUUGGGCUGCACUGUGUUGCGUUGCGUUGUGUGUCACAGAGCAAGAUGUCUGCUGAGGCGCAGCGGCUGGGCUAUGCCGUCAACGAGGCCGACGGAACCAUCACCGGCCCCGACAACUACUGCUACAAGCUCGUGCCCAUGGACCCCCAACACAAGAGGGCACAGAGGGGUAAACAGAUGGACGGCAGACACUCGAUGAAUGAAUGACCUGCGUGUGUGUGUCUGUGUGCGUGUGUCUUCCAGGAAGUGAUCCCGUGUUGAUGGUGUCGCUGAAUGUGAGUGACCUGGCCAAGUCGACGGCCUACUGGCGGGACCUCCUGCAGAUGGAACAAGUCGACAACCAACAACUGCCCGGUUCAGUCAGUCACCUCACCGCCUUUGAUGCCUUCGUGUGCGCAUUAAUGGCGCAUGUCUGUGGCUGUGUGGCUGUGGCUGUGGCUGCGGCUGUGUGUGCAGGCAGCACUUCGGGCAGCGUGUGUCUGCGUUUCCCGAACGACCACAUCUGUCUGGAGCUGGUGCAGCUGCCGCAGGGGCGGGAGGUCAGCAGCCGGCAGACACACACAUGAAUAUGCACACCACUGAAUAAGCGCCUUUAUUGGUUUGCUGUCUGAAUAGGUUGAGCACAAGGAGGCCUUUGGCCGCAUUGCCUUCACCACAUCAGGUAUGUGUGUGCUGAGCUGAUGUGAUGUGAUGUGGCCCUGGCCUCCUCACAUCACACGCUCCCAUUUCUGUCUGUCUGUCUGUCUGUCUCUGUGUGGUGGUCGAUAUCUCUAUCUCUUUGUGUGUGUGUCGGUCAUGCCAUGCAGUCGGCCCCCAGCCCAUUUUCGAGCGCGUCAAGGCCGCCGGGCACACCAUCAAGGUCGGCAAGUGACUCGAGUGACUUGAUCGAUCACGACCAGCCACAGCUGGCUGCAGGCUGAAACACACACACAUGUGUGUGUUUCUGUGUUCUCUUCAGAACGAGCCGAUCACUCUCAAAACGCCCGGCAAGGCCGACGUCGUCGUCACCAUACUAGAGGUCGACACACUUACAAAGACCUCACACCACACCUACUCACACCAACCGGGGCAUUCGAUCAUGUCUGUGUCUGUCUGUGUCUGUCUGUCUGUCUGUGGUGGUGGUGUGCUGUCACCUGUGUGGCAUCGCAGGACCCCGAUGGCUACGAGAUCUGUUUCGUCAACGAGGAGGGCUUCUACGACCUGUGCGAGGCCGUGCCGGGCGACGACUACGUCAACUAUGCCGAACGAGCCAAGCGUGUGGAUCAGAUGGACAAGUUCAACCAGCGGAUGCAGCGCAUAGAGGAGAAGAAGCGGCAGGAAAACGGACAGUGAACAAGGGAGAGCCGCGUGGGUGUGUGUGGUGUUGUUUAGUCGGUGGGAGUGUUCGCUCGUGUAAUGUCGUUUUUCCGUGUGUGUGUGAGUGAGUGAUGAGGUCUUGAGGUGCGCUGUGUGGAUCUGUGUGUGUGUGGUUGGGUGGUGCAUUAGUUUUCCUGAUUGCCGAAGGCAGCCAGGCCGCCCUCCUUGAUCAAUGUGGGUGUGCUGUGCGUGUGGACUAUGACUGUGUGGCGGUAGCGAACAUUCAUGGCCUUCCGACAGAUCCACACAGACGGACAUGGACGUGUCUCUCAUGCACCACAUCCGCUCCAUGCGUCCGCUUGACAGCCAUCCAUCCAUCCGUCCAUCCAUCCGUCCGCUUGA
Vitrella brassicaformis is the source of this 2331-nucleotide messenger RNA. Lineage: Eukaryota; Vitrellaceae. The record is from the annotation of a GenBank genome assembly.